UCGUUACACUUUCGAUUACUCGUUGUUCAACCGAUUCGUCUGGCCCAGGACGAUAGCGAUAGCAGUGGACGAGGAAGGAUGAGGCCGGAAGGUAAAGCCAUGGACUCCAUGUCAGAGGUGUCCGAGGGGACGACCGGGACCAGUGUCUCGGGAAGAGGGACAUGCUACAGCGAGGAACUCCAGGACUUCGCCCUCCAGCUGGGUAUGACCGGCGCCGACCAACUUUUCCAGGAAAGGUUUCGCGUGGACAGGCGUAAACUGGAAGUGAUGCUCAGAGUGGCAGAUGAACUGACGGAGCCAGCUGAUGAAUUUUUCCAAAGAGUCAUGCAUGAGACAUGCACACACAUUUCAUGGCCAUCUCGUCUCAAGAUUGGAGCCAAGUCUAAAAAAGAUCCACACAUUAGAAUAUCAGGAAGGGAAGAUGAUGUGUUGGCAGCAAAGUCAAAAGUUAUGGCAGUACUGGACACACGGCAAAGCAACAGAGUGACCAUGAAGCUGGAUGUGAGCUACACAGACCAUUCUCACAUUAUUGGUAGAGGAGGACUCAGCAUCAAGAGUGUGAUGCAAGACACAGGCUGUCACAUACACUUCCCAGACUCCAACCGCAACAACCCUCAUGAGAAGAGUAACCAGGUGUCCAUCGCAGGGGAGAUGGAAGGGGUGGAGAAGGCUCGGGCUAGAGUCAGGGAACUGACUCCGUUAAUCUUCAGUUUUGAGCUGCCGAUUCUCGGAACACUAAAUACUUUACCUGAUGCUUCUUCACCGUACAUUUCCUGCAUCCAGGAAAAGUACAACGUUCAGGUUCUGUUCCGCACCCGCCCAAAGCUUCACUCCACCCUGGUCUUAGUCAAGGGAUGUGAAUGGGAGUUGGCAAAGGUCAAGGAAGCCACUCAUCUACUGGUGAAACAUAUGUGUGACAACCUUGCGGGACAGGUAUCCAUCCUCAUGAUGAUGGAGAUUUCCCCACAACACCAUAGCAUUGUGGUGGGUAAAAACCACGAGAAUCUGAAGCAGAUUAUCCGCAGAACCGGAGUAAACAUCGUCUUUCCUGAUGCGACAGACCCGAACAUCCCUCCGCUGAAGCGAAGCAGUGUUACGAUCUCAGGAAACAUUCACAGCGUGUAUCUGGCCAGGCAACAGCUUAUUGGAAUGUUACCUCUUCUUUUGAUCUUUGAUGUGCCUGAGAACUAUUUGACUACCAACAUGAAUGAUAUUAAUGAAAUCAUGCAUAGUCAUGAAGUUAUCAUACAAAUAAGGAACAAACCUAAACAAAAUGUGGUUUCAGUUACAAUCAAGGGUUUAGAAAAAAACGCAAAUAAUAUUUACGAAGCUCGACGCCAACUCAUCGGUCUGAAGGAGCCAGCCGUUGUAGCCAACAUACCUUCCACUUAUGUUGGGGUCAAUCAAAUAGCAGUAAAUACGUGCAACAAUCACACAUGUAAUGUGGAGAUGCUGAGUCCCAACUGUCUGUCUGUGAACAACAUGUUUUUGUCUCCUCACAGCCAAUCACCUGUCCCGGAGCUCAGUGGAUGGAACCAGCUGACUGUACCAUACAAUCAGCUGGUCCCUCAGCAACAUUUGCUACUCCAACAUCUGUUACCACGUGGUCAACAGCAACACAACACUCUCGGACAUUCCCUGUCAAUGCCUGAUAUUGCUGGAGGAUAUUCAUCUCUGAGUAGCAACACCAGUCCACUAUCUAGUCCAUGUGCUAGUCCACGCAACGCUUCACCUGUGCAGAACAUGUCAGCUGACCAAAGAUCAGACAAUAACAACGUUUUCACAACUGACCUCAACGAACUGAAAGCUCCAGGAUUUGAACGUCACAAGAAGUUUUUUGACUACCACAACCUAAAAAUGCAAGCAAAUCAAGCCACGCAAGCCCAGCCCAAGUCUACAGACUUGCGAGUACCUAACUCUACCUGGUCAGGCCUUGGUUUAAGUCAGUCGAGUCCAAGCGCAGUGCUGAAGGAGCAGAAACAACGUGAAGCAUUGGCUCUGAAGGGAGGUGAUAUUUGGGCCUCUGACCACAACCCCGGAAGUUCUCCAGAUCUGACUGGACUCUCUGCCUCCAACUACCUUGAGACUCUCCCCUCGGGUCUGCUGGAGUCCAUCUCCACCACCUCUCAGCAGUCAGACUUGUACAGCAUGCUGGCCUCCAUGGGUCUAGAUAAGUACACUCAACUGUUCAAGUCCCACGAGGUGGAUCUUGCAACAUUCCAAACCCUCAGCGAGGUUGACCUGAAGGAGAUUGGGGUGUCUGCAUUUGGGGCUCGUCGCAAAAUGCUUUUGUGCAUUUCAGAGCUCAACAAACGCCCGUUCCGCUGCAGCGCUGCUGUUGGAGCCGAGCGCAAGAGUUCCUCCUCGUCUAACAGCCUGAAUGACAACUGGUAGUUUGUUUGCAGCUUUUUGUUGUUUGUUGGCCUUGAGUUUAGUUGUAGACUAUUAUUAUAGAACUGUGAAGGCAUUGUAUUUAAUGCUAAAACUAUAUGUUUCUUAGUGGUGCUUUACUACUGUUGCUAAAACCAACUGUGUGAGUGUAAGUCUUUAGCUUACUGUUAAACCUCACUAAAAAUUUAAUGUAAACUAAAAGUUUACAGUAAAGUUUUGAUGUAGAACAUUUUCUAUUUUGACGGGAAGUACAAAGACAGCCUAACAACUAGACAGCAUAACAGACUAAAACGGUUUGUAAAACACCACGAUGGAAGCAUCAGAUGAUUUCAGGUGCAGGAAUAAAUAAUUUUUAAUCAACUUCAAUUUUAAUAAGUAAUUUGUUUAAUAUAUAUCAACUAAUUUUAUUAAAUAAUACUUUAAACUAAUUUUAUUUCUAAUUUAAUAUAACUGAAGAUUACAUUGGUAAAUGUGAUCGUGAAACUUAUAAUUGUCCUAUAUUAGGUACAUUAUUUGUGAUACUUUGAUGACAAGUUUACGAUAAAAUAUUGUUUUAAACUGAAUGAUGAUUAAUUAUAGUAGGAUAGUAAAAGUAAUUAUAGUUUUAAAGUAGUUUUACCGAAACUGUUACAAAUUAAAGUGUUGAGUUGUUGAAUAUGUAAAACAAUUAUUCAUUUUUAUUUGUGUUAGGGCUAAAUUUUAUCUAAAACUCAUAAUCAAGUGUGACUUACUAUCUUAACAAACUAGUUAUGGUAUCUGUUUGUAAGUUGGAAUUGUAAAUGUGAAAUUCCUGGCACCUAGGUUGUAAUUGGAUUUGUUUGCAUGAUAUAGAAUGUUGAUAUUUUUUUAAAGAUGAAAAUUAUUAUAUUACAAUUGUUAAAAAGGAUUAUGAAGGUAAGUAUUAUACAUAUCAGUUAUUUUGUUAUAUUAAUACUUAUUUGAAAUGAAGGAUGUUUAUUAAACUACUACCCUUAUAAAGGAUUAUUGUAAGAGCACCUAUCUAUUGAUUUGUUAAUAAAGUUGAUGUUCCACAAGA
Molecule: messenger RNA, 3427 nt
Organism: Macrosteles quadrilineatus (aster leafhopper)
Lineage: Eukaryota; Metazoa; Arthropoda; Insecta; Hemiptera; Cicadellidae
Product: protein bicaudal C-like
Exons: 17
Coding region: 79-2394 (771 amino acids)
Cellular component (GO): cytoplasm
Molecular function (GO): protein binding; RNA binding
Source: RefSeq, a predicted model, not a curated record